UUGGCUCUCGGAGGUGCUUUUCUUUUUCUUUAUUAGGUGCAUGUGUCUCCGUCAUCGUCAUCUUUCCGGCAUUUCUCUAGCAUUCCCCCCAGGGUGUUUCAAUUUCCUUCCUUUAAACGACACGGGAUUCGUAUUCCAGCGUGGACUGUUUUCAUCGUCCCAGGAAUAAGUCACUGCUGCUGCGUCGUAUCGUAUCGUCGAAUCUUUGUGACCGGGUGCACUUGAAGCACGGAUCACGAGUUUUCUCUGGGCGCCAUUUCCAGAACGGGGCUGCGCGGGGUGCAAAAGUCGACGACGUUUGCAAAAGCCUCAAAGCGGAGCCGAAGCACCGCCGGCGUGGCCUCGUGCAAGAAGCCCCGUGUGUGUUCGGUUAUCUGAUCUCUUUGCGGGUCCCACUCCAUUGCCAAUUGCGGGCCGAAGACUCACAACCAAACGUCGUCCAUCGGAGCCCAAUUUCAACUCGAUUUGAACACAAGAGUCAACUCGUCGUGCAUAAUCAUGUCGUCCAGAUGCUGUGCCCGAGCCUUGUUGGGCCGCGGUUCUAGGAGGACUAAUGUCCGGCAUGGUUUUGCGACUACAUCCCGGCGCCCCGGCGCCGAUCCCGCCGCGUCCCGGCCCGUCGACUCCAACAAAACCUCGGGGUGGUCCGGCCUCAGGGUCUUAGCUGUGGCCGCCGGCGCUGGCACCGUUGGCUGGGGUCUUGCCAGCAUAAAUGGCCAGGGCGACGCAAAGGCUUUCUUUAGUGGAAAAUCUGCAUCUCGUUACGCGACUUUGCCUGAGAUGGAAGAGGCGAUCCGGAUGAUUGAGUCCGAGAUUGGCAUCGAGGACAUCAUCUCCACCGACGCAGAUGACCUACACGCGCAUGGCUUCUCGGAGUGGUCCUCGGUCAACCUGGACACGCUGCCCGUGGCAGUGGCAUACCCGCGAAAUACGGAGCAGGUGUCGACCAUUGCGCGCAUCUGCCACCAGUACCGCGUGCCCAUCAUCCCCUAUUCGGGCGGUUCCAGCUUGGAAGGCAACUUCUCUGCUCCUUAUGGAGGAGUUAGUGUCGACUUUGCCUACAUGAACGAGAUAAUCCAGUUCAACAAGGAGGACAUGGACAUUGUCGUGCAGCCCAGCAUUGGGUGGCAGGACCUCAAUGUCAAGUUGGCCAAGAUGGAAAGCGGCCUCUUCUUCCCCAUCGACCCUGGCCCAAGCGCCAAGAUUGGAGGCAUGAUCGGAACAAACUGCUCUGGAACCAACGCUGUGAGAUAUGGCACGAUGAAGGAUUGGGUCAUCAACUUGACUGUCGUUCUUGCGGACGGACGCAUCAUCAAGACGCGAAGGAGGCCCAGGAAGUCGUCGGCCGGAUACAACCUCAACUCGUUGUUUGUUGGAUCUGAGGGCACCUUAGGCCUGGUGACAGAAGCUACCCUUAAACUAGCCGUGGUUCCGGAACAGUAUUCUGUCGCCGUCGUAACUUUCCCUUCCAUCCGCGACGCCGCAGCGGCUGCCGCGGGUGUCAUGCAGACGGGCGUGCCUAUCGCGGCCAUGGAGAUCAUGGAUGAGGUGCAGAUGAAGGUGGUCAACCUGGGUGGCGCCACGGCUCCGCGGGUCUGGAAAGAGGCGCCGACACUCUUCUUUAAGUUCUCGGGCACCAAGGAAGGCGUUCGCGAGGCCGUCACGCGCGUGCAGAAGAUCACGGCCGCCAACAAGGGCGGCAACUUCGAGUUUGCGCGUGACGAGCGCGAGCAGGCGCUGCUGUGGUCGGCUCGCAAGGAGUCGUUAUGGUCGAUGCUCUCGCUGAGGAAACACGGCGAAGAGACUUGGAGCACCGACGUGGCGGUUCCCUUCAGCCGUCUUGCCGACAUCAUCGAGGUGAGCAAGAAGGAGAUGGACGACCUGGGCCUGUUCGCGAGCAUCCUGGGCCACAUCGGCGACGGCAACUUCCACGAGAGCAUCAUGUACAACAGGGAGAUCCCCGGCGAGCGCGAAAAGGUCGAGAAGUGCGUCAAGAACAUGGUGAAGCGCGCGUUGGACAUGGAGGGCACCUGCACGGGCGAGCACGGCAUCGGCUGGGGCAAGAAGGAGAGCCUGCUGUGGGAGGUCGGCCCGGAGACGUUGGCCGUCAUGGGCUCGCUGAAGGGCUCGCUGGAUCCGCGCUGGGUCAUGAACCCGGGCAAGAUUGUCGACGUGCCCUGGCUGCGCGUCCAGUAUCCGGGGUCGGACACAGCCGUGACCCCGGUGAGGAGACUCUCCAAGUGAGUUGGUGAUGGGCAUCGUGGUGUUGAAGAAAAAAGGGGCGACGGUUUGGUCCAGGGCGUAGUCAAUGGCGAAGGCAUAAUGAGGGAGGGCAAUUAGAAGUAUCGUGGAUAGAUUCACUUUUGCAUAAUGUAGUAGGAGUCAGUCAUGGUCAUUGGGGAGGAAUGGUAGCAAAUUGGCAUCUCGGUAUUGGGCACUGGUCUAGGGUAGGCGGCAUCACCAGGAACCACAACAUUCUCUCAAAGCAACGCAAAACAGGUGACGGUAAGGUUAGUAUGGUGAGAUACAGUGUAUGUUUAUCUAUGCUCGCGUACUUGAAAACAGGGUUGUCUAAAACCGAAUCCUCGGGGAUCCUGUACCUGGCGUUGUCAACCAUCCCUCUUGUUUUCCUAGGUUCCACUCAAGCACAACCACAUGGCCAUAGUUACAUCGCACAAUCCACCGGUACGACGGUUUGGGCCGAAACUAACUGCACCCGCCGUAUUGAGA
Ilyonectria robusta is the source of this 2730-nucleotide messenger RNA. RefSeq names its product FAD-linked oxidase-like protein. NCBI's taxonomy places the organism in Eukaryota, Fungi, Ascomycota, Sordariomycetes, Hypocreales, Nectriaceae. Gene Ontology annotation, biological process: lactate catabolic process. Gene Ontology annotation, cellular component: mitochondrion. The record is from RefSeq and is a predicted model, not a curated record. Bases 499 to 2244 code for a protein of 581 amino acids. The transcript has 5 exons. Gene Ontology annotation, molecular function: D-lactate dehydrogenase (NAD+) activity; D-lactate dehydrogenase (cytochrome) activity; FAD binding.